ACCCAUCUUCUCUCUCGUUUAUUUGGUAAGAGAUUACAUCCUGAUCAAGUAUCUCAUGGCGUAUUAUAGUGGAUGAAUGUUGGAGAGAAGAUGAAUGUCUUUUCCGUUAUUCUGGCAACCUGUCUAGUAGGACUAUGCCGUUGCAGAAACUCAAGACUUCCCACUGACAGAUUCAUUAUCGAGAUUCUAGACGACUAUGCAGAGGAUGAAAUAGUGACCAGUGAUUUUGUAGAGGAGACAGAGACGCACAAAUCUACCGCAUGGACUGGAAAGAAACUGGUCUGGGAUAUGGCCAACGGAACUGUCUAUGAAGCGGAGUAUACACCAUCUUUGGCUCGUAGGCGUAACGAUGAAAAGGUAGAAGAUGUGGCAGUGGACGAUUCUAGGGUACUAACUCACUCUAGACACACUACUACUUUGGAUCUUGCCAAUCCAGAUAAGGAUGAGUGCGAAUUCUUCGAGUAUCCUUUUGCUGGUAAUGUGAUAAAGCUGAUUGUUCCAAAGAAGAACACUACAGUUAUAAGGUUAGUAGAUGGUGAGAAAGAAAUCUGGAUUCCAUCUACUGGAGAAACAUUUGACCAUACUAAAGUCUAUCUUAACAAGGAUGGUACUCCUGAACUAGUACUUGUAGUAACUAAGAGAGCUGAUACUUCCAAGGAAACUUACCUGGAGCUUAAGGAUGGUAAAUGGAAAUCUUGCACUAAUCAUGAAGAAAAGAUGAGAAUUUUAAUGGCGCCAGCGGAAUGGAUAUCAAACUUUGAACUUGACCUUGCAUUAGCCAAUAGCACUGACGAAUGCAGUAGCUUUGAAGUAGAUCUCCUUGGAGUUACUACUAAACACUUUUAUCCUAAGCCUGGCCAUGUCGCUAUACAAGUAAAGGAUGGUAACGAGGAACUAUGGCAUGCAGGAAAACACGUAAGUAGAUAUGGAGGACGUAUAAUAGGAAUGUUCGGUGGAUAUGAUGAUUAUUGUCGUUAUUGUCUUAUUUACAGGAAAGGUGAUAAGGAACUACUGGAGAUUGUUACGGUAGAGAAUCUAUCAAGGUGGUGGAAGUACUUUGAAAAGAACGCUGAUGGUAAAUGGACUUCAAUGACUGAGAAGAAUGACUUUUUAAGGAAGCUUCAGGAAAUGAGAAAGUCUGUAUCACCUCCUAAUCCUUCUUCUACUACUACUCCAUCUUAA
This is a messenger RNA of Theileria equi strain WA, 1182 nucleotides long. RefSeq lists its product as hypothetical. The record is from RefSeq and is a predicted model, not a curated record. The transcript has a single exon. NCBI's taxonomy places the organism in Eukaryota, Apicomplexa, Aconoidasida, Piroplasmida, Theileriidae. Bases 73 to 1182 code for a protein of 369 amino acids.